AUGUCACUGAACUUGAAAGGCAAGAAGUUUUUAGUGACGGGAGCAGGACGAGGUAUCGGGCGAGAGCUUGUUAAAGCUUUAAACAAAGAGGAAUGCAUUGUGUACGCGCUUAACAGGUCUAAGGAGCCCUUGGAUACUCUUGUGCAAGAAUUACCUGCCGUAGUACCCUUAAACGUGGAUCUUGAAGACUGGGAGGCAACCAGGGCUUUGCUGGAGAGUAUUGAGGUACUGGAUGGAGUCGUGAACAACGCGGGGCUAGCAGACCUACCAUCAACGUCUGUGCUGGAAUGCAGUAAGAAGUUUAUGAAUAAGGUUGUGGACUGUCAAGUGUUCGGGGCGAUAAACACUAUGCAGGUCGUUGCAAAAAAGAUGAUAGAGGCAGGUCGGCCAGGGUCGUUCGUGAACGUAUCUAGCGUCCUUUCCCAUGUGGCUUACCCUGGACAGCUGCCAUACUGCUUUACAAAGGCUGCGCUCGAUAUGAUUACGAAACAGUUUGCAUUGGAGCUCGGACCGCACAACAUUCGAGUAAACUCUAUCAACCCAACGUUGGUCCUUACAGACGAUGUCAAGAGGCAUAUAGAAGAAGGGUCUCCUUUGGACAUAGUGUUCACGUCGCGGACUCCGGGCGGUCGUGUACCGGAGGUAUCGGAAGUGGUUGUUCCAAUCAUGUACCUGUUGAGCGACAUGUCAUCCAUGGUUUCGGGAACCACUCAGGUCGUGGACGGUGGGAUGCUCUCCAGCUUCAUUACCCAACUCUGA
Molecule: messenger RNA, 759 nt
Organism: Mya arenaria
Lineage: Eukaryota; Metazoa; Mollusca; Bivalvia; Myida; Myidae
Product: carbonyl reductase [NADPH] 2-like
Exons: 1
Coding region: 1-759 (252 amino acids)
Biological process (GO): xylulose metabolic process; glucose metabolic process
Molecular function (GO): L-xylulose reductase (NADPH) activity; carbonyl reductase (NADPH) activity
Source: RefSeq, a predicted model, not a curated record